AUGAGUACGGACGAAAUUGAGGCCACUAAUGACGUCAUUGAACAUCGCGAAGCGAGCCUUAUUGUAUUACCACCAAUUAUUUUGGGCUAUGAAGAAUUAUAUGAAGAUGCAAAAGAUGAUGAAUCUUUUCUUGAUAAUGAUGGCAAAAAUAAACACGAUCAUAAUCACGAUAAGCAUAACUCCCAUGGAAAAGGUGAUAAACAUGAUGAUGUUGAUCAAGAACAAAAACAUCACAGCGUUGAGCGUAAUGAAACAAAACAUGAUGCAAAUCAUCUUGAUAGUGCAGAGAACCAUAAAAAUAAUAAUAUUAACCACCAAAAUUACAGUAGUGAUUACUAUAGUGAAAACGUUGGUGAACGUUCAAAUAAACUAGCACAUAGGUUAAAAUGUCGUGCUGGUAAAAAUAGAAAUGGAUGUCCUUUCAAAACUAUAUAG
Molecule: messenger RNA, 435 nt
Organism: Leptosia nina
Lineage: Eukaryota; Metazoa; Arthropoda; Insecta; Lepidoptera; Pieridae
Source: the annotation of a GenBank genome assembly